Messenger RNA from Penicillium crustosum, 315 nucleotides. RefSeq lists its product as uncharacterized. The transcript has 2 exons. Bases 1 to 315 code for a protein of 104 amino acids. NCBI's taxonomy places the organism in Eukaryota, Fungi, Ascomycota, Eurotiomycetes, Eurotiales, Aspergillaceae. The record is from RefSeq and is a predicted model, not a curated record.
AUGACAAAAGAGAGAACAUCAGAUACCGCAGAUCAAGCCAAAGCUACGAUGCGUGGGGUUGCUCCUCACCGCCUGCACUCAUGUGGUGGGGGCGUUGUGCCACUUAACGCGUUAUUUUUCUCAACACGCGUUUCCAACCUUGUCCUACAACUACUUUGCAACUUGAUCUGGACUUGCUCUGUCAAGUUUGGUCUUCUUUGCUUUCUACCUCUACCUCUACUUCUUCUUCCUCUUUUUAUUUCCCCGAUCUAUCCCUUCAUUCUAUCAUUUUCAGUUUCUUCCCAAUACUUCUUUCUCGACUGUGUCAAUUAUUGA